CUGACUUAUAAGGCUUGGCGCCGGCGCCAGCUGAUACUUUUAUUCGCGGCGCUUAGCUGGUAAGGUCUGCUGGGGUGCCGUCACCGAGUCCCGCUUCGCAAAGGCGCUUUUCCGGAGGAAGUCCCGCUCGUUAAUCGCUCACACAAUGUCAAGACGCAGCGCUCGAGUCACGUUACAGCCCAGGGACGAAAAUGCCCCCGCAGAGAAAGGCAAAGUGGCAAGAAAAAGGAAAUCGGAGUGCAGCAAAAGAAAAGCACCUCUCUCUGCGAAAAAGCACAGCUAUGAAAUCCAGAACCGGUGGGCGCAAGGAGCCGUCAGCCCUUGCAUCCUAAUAGAGACGCCCUGCAAAGAUGAAGAGGUGACCAGCAACCUGUCUGGGUUCAAGCAGUACAGGUUCAAAAACCUCUUCAUCAAAGCUCCGUCUCUGCCGUGUUUGAGUUGGGCUAGUUCCGAGGACGUCUGGGUCAACAUGCUGAGCAAAGAGCUGAAGUACGUUCAUGACCGGAGCCUCAUGGAACGCCAUCCUGCACUGCAGCCCAAGAUGAGGUCCAUUCUCCUCGAUUGGCUCCUGGAGGUGAGUGAGGUGUACACACUCCAUCGAGAGACCUUCUACCUAGCCCAGGACUUCUUCGACCGGUUCAUGCUGACACAAGUGGACGUGCAGAAGAACAGGCUACAGCUGAUUGGCAUCACGUCUCUCUUCAUCGCUGCUAAGAUGGAGGAAAUCUAUGCCCCCAAACUGCACGAUUUUGCCUACGUUACGGACGGUGCCUGUGACGAGGAGGAAAUCCUGGAGAUGGAGCUCAUCAUCUUGAAGGCCUUGAAUUGGGACCUGUGUCCAGAGACUGUAAUCUCAUGGCUGAAACUAUACAUUCAAGUGGCCUCUUUGAAGGAUGACAUCAAUUUUCUAAUACCUCAGUUUUCUCAAGAGACCUUUGUACAGAUCUCUCAGCUCCUAGAUCUGUGCAUCCUUGAUAUUAAUUCGCUGAAGUAUCACUAUGGAAUUCUGGCAGCUGUGGCCUUCUGUCACUUCACGUCGUUCGAAGCCGUCGAGAGAGUGUCAGGUCUGACGUGGGACACUUUGGGCGACUGCUUCACCUGGAUGUCGCCGUUCAUGAAGGCAGCGUGCGAGUGUCCUGUGCAGCUCAAGGAAUUCAAGAAAAUAGCUCCGGAGGACAGACACAACAUCCAAACACACGUGGAUUACCUGCUCAUGCUGGGUAAUGUUCAGCAGAAGCAGACGAGCACCCCCCAACUCUCCCCCAUUCCUGCUGGAGGAAUCUUGACACCCCCCAAAAGUACAGAGAAGGGCGUUUCCCCCUGAGCCUGACACCCUCCAUGGGGGGGCUCACCUGAGCCAAUCUGCCUGCCGGCCUCCGCCCCUCCGCUCAGGUUUUUUUCUAGAAAUUUAUGGCAGCUUUUUAUUUUUAAAUGGAUUGAUUUUUGUAAGCUGUACUUAGGCUGUGAAAAGGAUUUUACCUGCUUUUAUUUUCCUUUUACCCAAUGAAAUGUCUUCCUGAAGACACUCCUCUACCGUGGUGUGAUUUAAAUCGGACUCUACACACACGUUGCUGUAGAUGAGGUCGUCGCUAAUCCUGAGCAGUCAGGCCUGGAAGGACCUUUUGGGAAUAUUGUUCUGUUCUGCCUUCUACAGAAUCUAUAGAAGACUCAGUAUUUAACUCCUAUUUUAGAAUAUUUAACCCGAUGGUCUGGUCCUAAGCACCUGCAUUUAGGUGCAAUUUACUUGAUAAAUUCCUCUAAACUGGUUGUUCACGCCACACAUCGAGUUCUGUGCAGGUUUUUAGUUCAGCUGGUGGGGGGGUUUAUGAAUUUCCGUUAGUAAAUUGACUUGGGAAGGCUCUGUGACCCCCAACCCCCCCCUCCCCCCCGACAGAGGCUCACUGCACACAACACAGGAGUUAAGCUGUCACACCUCCUAAUGAUCUGAAUGUCUAGAACACUUCAGCACGUGCACAGCUGUGCUAAACUGGUGCUAAAAUGGAGUUUGUUACCCAUGCAGUAGGAUAAUCCCACCUGUGGGGUGGGAGGGACCUAUGUUUUGCAAGCCAUGUUAGGUGUGUAUGUGAGGGGGGGGGGGUCAUACGCUCCCCUAUAUCAGAAUCUGAUUGCUUUGUGGUUUUUUGAAGUGACGGCUGUCUCUUCUCUUCAUUGCCGCCCCCACCCCCCCAUGAGAGGUGCUUUUGUGUUUGUUGUUAGUCAUUCCUGAAAGACUUGAGUUUUUAUUUUUUUUUUAUUUUUAUGAAAGUUGGUGCAGAAUUAUUACAUCUAUUUAUUAUUGUCUAAUGUCAAUAUGUAAAGGUGCCUACAAGCAUGAAUUGACUUUCCUGUAACUUAACACUGCCAAAGGCAACUAUGUGCAUGUUCAUCACAGCUGUACAGAGCCCGACGUUCCAGGGCCAACCUGAACUCCAGCGACCAUCAGGGAUGUGAAUUUUUGUGCCAUUUCAAAGCUAGACUUCCAAUAGGUCAGAAAUAAACGUCUCCCACCUCCUUAGGUACAGAAGUGGACCAAGUCUGCUCAGAAUACGAUAAAUGACAUAGUUAGCAUGUAUAUAGGAUGUAUGUAUAUGUGUACAUAUAAAUUCAUUAAGUGAUUUGUUUAUUUUCUAAUGUGAAAUAAAGCUCUACAGCUUGUCUGUACAGUGACGACA
This is a messenger RNA of Paramormyrops kingsleyae, 2672 nucleotides long. It is a transcript of the gene ccne2, whose product is annotated as cyclin E2. The record is from RefSeq and is a predicted model, not a curated record. Lineage: Eukaryota; Metazoa; Chordata; Actinopteri; Osteoglossiformes; Mormyridae.